GCUUUGCGAGCACCGUUAGCGCAAAUUAGCUUCAUUAGCUACGUAUAAAGCUAACGCAUGUUUUAAUUUUUAAACUUAUAGUUUCGCUUGUUAGGUUUUCUUGUUAGUUUUUUUUCUUCAGCCGGUGAGGCGGGUUGUUACAGCCAGCAUCCGCGAUGGCGAGCCGCUUAUCUUUUCACUCACAACUCUCGUCCAUCAUGGAGACGAUGGCCAGGUCUGCCCUGAGUCAGGUCUGCAAACUGGUGGACGAAGGCUCGGCUGAGCUCCGGUUGGAGUUGUCUCGGCUCCUGGUCGCUAAUUCAGCCCUGGCAGAGAAAAUUAACAAUCUGGAGUGCGAGCUGACGAUUGUGAGAAGCGACGCCCCCAAGUUGAGUAAAAGUUAUCGCAGCGUAGGUGUACAAACUGUGUGCUACAGAGACGGGGACGCUGAUGUGUCUGGGCCGCCCACCAUAGAGGGGAUCUUUGGAAAAGAUUGGUGUAUGAAUCUGUGGAAAGACAGAGACCCAUACAGUCUGGAGACUGUCACAGACUCACCCCAGUCCUCUGAGAAGUUUGUGGCGACACUGUCAGACCAAAUUAAUAUAACUGAGAUUAAAGAGGAGGAUUACAUAGAGGAUGCUGCCAGCAGCUGCCAGCAGCAAACACUUGGUACAGAAGAACAUGAAGAAAGCAUAGCUGGGGAACCAGAGCAACUGUCAGUUGGUUACUCGGCUGAUGGCAGCACUUGCAUCCUGUCAUUCGAUCAGGAUGAGGAACAGAUUGUGUCUGCAGGUGGUAUUGAAGAACCGUCUGUGCAGCUGAUAUCCAUCAAUGACACAGAGGAGACCUUCAGCGCUCAUAUCAUUCCAAUUGAAGAGGAAGAGGAGGAUGAUGAUGUACAGUUCAUUCAAGAAAGUCAGCAGGAGCCAACGCUGAACACUGCAGGCGGGCCCGGCCACAACAAGCAGCAAACAUUACCUGCCAAACACUGUGAAAACAGCACAGCUCUGGAUGAAGAUUCACAUGACUUUAAUAUGCUUAAUGUAGAAUCCCCCAGAGAUCUAAACAAAGGCAAAUACACUUGUCAGGUAUGUGGCAGGACAUUCUUCCACAAGGGCACUCUAACACACCACAUGAAGUCACACAAGUCAAACUUCUGCAGCAUUUGUAAGCAGCAUUUCCCUCACAGGAACAAGUUGAAUUUGCACACCUGUGUGCCUCCAGUCCCUUCUCAGAGAGUCAGUAAGUCGUGUGAGCUGUGCGGGAAGACCUUUGCAAACCCAUCGGCUCUGAGGAUUCACUACGUUGUCCACACAGGAGAGAAACCUUACAGGUGCAGCUUAUGUGGGAAAGGGUUCACCCAGAAAGGCAACCUGAAAUGUCACCUGCGCAUCCACACUGGAGAGAAACCGUUCUGCUGUGUUAAAUGUGGGAAGACCUUCACGCAAAAGGUCAACCUCAACCAUCAUUUAAUGGCGCACAGAAAUCGUGAGGUUGUGGGAUGAGAUGGGAUAAAAACUCAGUGGCUGAAACCUGUCAGUGACGGAUGGUGGUGCAAGAUCAGUGUUAUCUGAAUGCAUCAUGUACUACUACUCACAUAGUGUAAGGGCAGUUGAUGUCAUGUUUGGAAUGACUUGUAGUCUGUAGUUUAGUAAUUUGUUUUUAUUUAAGUAAUUAGCACUUCAGUGUUUGUUGUUUUGUCUUUUCUAUAAAACACAGUCAUGAAUGUUCACUUGUUGAAUAAAAUUUUAUUUAAUACA
Molecule: messenger RNA, 1739 nt
Organism: Micropterus salmoides (largemouth bass)
Lineage: Eukaryota; Metazoa; Chordata; Actinopteri; Centrarchiformes; Centrarchidae
Product: zinc finger protein 569
Exons: 4
Coding region: 156-1484 (442 amino acids)
Biological process (GO): regulation of transcription by RNA polymerase II
Molecular function (GO): DNA-binding transcription factor activity; RNA polymerase II cis-regulatory region sequence-specific DNA binding
Source: RefSeq, a predicted model, not a curated record